Amoebophrya sp. A25 is the source of this 251-nucleotide messenger RNA. The record is from the annotation of a GenBank genome assembly. Lineage: Eukaryota; Dinophyceae; Syndiniales; Amoebophryaceae.
AGCUGUAACCGCUUGGGUUUGUGAAAUAAAUAUCGGUAUCUAUACUUCUUUGACAAUUCCUUUAAGCUUUCCUUCCUUUAUCUGCAACUUUGUAUAUGCUCUACCCAGCGUUUUCAAUCAACUUGAUGUCGUGCUCUCUCUUCACGUUCACAUGAUGACUGAGAAUCCAGCUAUGAUCAUCUACUGACGAUUCUAAUUUUCUUUUUUUCCAUUCUUGGCUAAUAUUUCCUUGCCAUUAAGACGACAAGCAU